Molecule: messenger RNA, 4241 nt
Organism: Neolamprologus brichardi
Lineage: Eukaryota; Metazoa; Chordata; Actinopteri; Cichliformes; Cichlidae
Source: RefSeq, a predicted model, not a curated record
AGGAGUGAUCACAUGCAGUGCACAUGAGGAGCAGAGUUCAUGCAAAAGUCACAUGGUGCCUUGAGAGUGUCUUUACACAGACACGAGAUCUGAAACAGGAUGACAUGGUGGUGCUCUGUGGUAAAGCACUCAGUGUUUGUGGACUGAUUAGAAAAGCUGCCUCACAGCAACGAGGUGAAGGUAGAAAGUGUGUGUAAGCUGAUGUGGAUGUGAAUUCAGCAGCAUGGAUCAGUGUGAGGACAGAGAGGGGGGAGUCCCUCCCUCUAAAACCACUCUGUGUGGGGAACAUGAGAGCCAGACCAAAGCUCAGAGGAACCAACCUGGACCUGAACCCAGCUGUCCAUCCAUAAAGAGCGACCGGUCCAAGGGUAUCAUUACAAAAUUUAAACAAAGACAGUCAAAUGAUAAAAUAAUCCAUCAGAAAAUCAAAUGUGGACCUGAACCAACCUGUGCAUCUUUAAUGAGCAACAGCUCAAAGGAUUUUGAGGUUCAUUUUAACGGACAACAUUCUCCUGCACAGAGUGUGGGCCAGGAGUUCCUGGAGGUUCCCCGUGGUCAGUCUGCCCAGCAGCAUAAAAUACAGUUGAAAUCCAUAUUUGUGUUGCUAGAAGACAGCAUUUUGACAUUUGUGAAGAAUGAGCUGAAUAAGAUCCUAAGGGUUCUUGGUGCACAUGACCUUGAAUGUUUAGAGGGUCAGAGGGACAUUGUGGACAUGUUGGAGGGUGAUGAUGAAGAGCAGAGGAGGAGCAUCACAGAGGCAUUUGUAAAGAUCACGCUUCACUUCUUGAAGAGAAUGAAGCAGGAUGAGCUGGCUGAGCAUCUUCAAAGCAACAUGUUUGCUCCAGUUUGUCAACAUAAUCUUAAAUCUCAACUGAAGAAGAAGUUCCAGUGUGUAUUUGAGGGGAUCGCUAAAGCAGGAAACCCAACCCUUCUAAAUCAGAUCUACACAGAGCUCCACAUGACAGAGGGAGGAACUGCAGAGGUCAAUGAUGAACAUGAAGUCAGGCAGAUUGAAACAGCAUCCAGGAAAUCAGAAAGACCAGAAACAACAAUCAGACAAGAAGACAUCUUUAAUGCCUCACCUGGAAGAGAUGAACCAAUCAGAACAGUGUUGACAAAGGGAGUGGCUGGCAUUGGGAAAACAAUCUUAACACAGAAGUUUAUUCUGGACUGGGCUGAAGACAAAACCAACCAGGACAUCCAGUUCAUUUUUCCAUUCAGUUUCAGGGAGCUGAAUGUGUUGAAAGAUGAAAAGAUGAGCUUGGUGGAACUCGUUCAUCACUUCUUUACUGAAACUAAAGAAGCAGGAAUCUGCAACUUUGAAGACUUCCAGGUUAUGUUCAUCUUUGAUGGUCUGGAUGAGUGUCGACCUUCUCUGGACUUCCACAAAACUAAAAACCUAACUGACCCUACAGAGUCCACCUCUGUGGAUGUGUUACUGACGAAUCUCAUCAGAGGGAACCUGCUUCCCUCCUCUCGUCUCUGGAUAACCACGCGACCUGCAGCAGCCAAUCAGAUUCUUCCUAGGUAUGUUGACAUGGUGACAGAGGUGAGGGGGUUCACUGACCCACAGAAGGAGGAAUACUUUAAGAAGAGAUUCAGAGAUGAGGAGCAGGCCAGCAGGAUCACCUCUCACAUAAAGACAUCAAGAAGCCUCCACAUCAUGUGCCACAUCCCAGUCUUCUGCUGGAUCACUGCUACAGUUCUGGAGGAUGUUCUAAAAACCACAGAGGGAGGAGAGCUGCCCAAGACCCUGACUGAGAUGUACAUCCACUUCUUGGUGGUUCAGGCCAAAGUGAAGAAGGUCAAGUAUGAUGGAGGAACUGAAACAGAUCCACACUGGAAUAAAAAGAGCAGGAAGAUGGUUGAGUCUCUGGGAAGACUUUCUUUUGAGCAGCUGCAGAAAGGAAACCUGAUCUUCUAUGAAUCAGACCUGACAGAAUGUGGUAUUGAUAUCAGAGCUGCCUCAGUGUACUCAGGAGUGUUUACACAGAUCUUUAAAGAGGAGAGAGGACUGUACCAGGACAAUGUGUUCUGCUUUGUCCAUUUAAGUGUUCAGGAGUUUCUGGCUGCUCUUCAUGUCCACCUGACAUUUAUUAACUCUGGAGUUAAUCUGCUGGAUGACCGAAAUACAAUCUCCAAGUGGUCUAAAUUAUUUAAUAAACCUAAACUACAGUUUCUCCACCAGAGUGCCGUGGAUAAGGCAUUGCAGAGUUCAAACGGACACCUGGACUUAUUUCUCCGUUUCCUGCUGGGUUUUUCUCUACAGACAAAUCAGAGUCUCCUACGUGGUCUGCUGACACAGACAGGAAGCUGCUCACAGACAAAUCAGGAAACAGUUCAGUACAUCAAGACGAAGCUCAGUGAGAAUCUGUCUGCAGAGAAAAGCAUUAGCCUGUUCCACUGUCUGAAUGAACUGAAUGACCAUUCUCUAGUGGAGGAGAUCCAACAGUCCCUGAGUUCAGGAAGUCUCUCUACAGAUAAACUGUCUCCUGCUCAGUGGUCAGCUCUGGUCUUUAUCUUACUGUCAUCAGAAAAAGAUCUGGAUGUGUUUGACCUGAAGAAAUACUCUGCUUCAGAAGAAGCUCUUCUGAGGCUGCUGCCUGUGGUCAAGGCUUCCAACAAAGUUCUACUAAGUGACUGUAGUCUGUCAGAAAGAAGUUGUGAAACUCUGUCCUCCAUGCUCAGUUCCCAGCCCUCUAGUCUGAGAGUGUUGGACCUGAGUAACAAUAAUCUGACUGAUGUUGGAAUAAAGCUUCUAUCUGCUGCACUGGAGAGUUCACUCGGUACACUGGAAACUCUCAGACUAAAUGUCUGUAACCUCUCAGAGAAAAGCUGUGAAGUUCUCUCAUCAGUCCUGACUUCCCAGUCUUCUAGUCUGAGAGAGCUAGACCUAAGUGACAAUGACCUGAAAGACUCUGGAGUGAAGCUACUAUUGACUGGACUGGAAAGUCCAGACUGUAAAAUGGAAACACUCAGACUGAGUAGCUGUAACCUCUCAAAGAGAAGCUGUGAAACUCUGUCCUCAGUUCUCAGCUCCCAAUCCUGUACUCUGAAAGAGCUGGAUCUGAGUAACAACAACCUGGAGGACUCUGGUGUGAAGAUGCUUAAGAAUCCAAAUUGUACAAUUGUCAGGGUGGAGCCUGCUGGAGUCCGAUGGUUGAGACCAGGUCUGAGGAAGUAUUCCUGUCAACUCACAAUUGACGCAAACACAGUACACAGAGAACUUAAACUCUCUGAUAACAACAAGAAGGUGACACAUGUGGAAGAGGAUCAACCAUAUCCUGAUCAUCCAGACAGAUUUGAUCGCUGGCCUCAGCUGCUGUGUAGAGAUGGUCUGACUGGUCACUGUUACUGGGAGGUUGAGUGGAGUGGAGAAGCUCACAUAUCAGUGAGUUACAGAGGAAUCACAAGAAGAGGAAACAUUAACAACUGUUUGUUUGGGAGGAAUGAACAAUCCUGGAGUCUGAGCUGCUUUGAUGAUGGUCCUCGUUAUGUCUGGCACAAUAACAGAAAACUCACUUUCUUGUCAUCAAUCUCCUCCUCCUCUGUCUCUAACAGAGUAGCAGUGUAUGUGGACUGUCCUGCUGGCACGCUGUCCUUCUACAGAGUCUCCUCUGAUGACACUCUGAUCCACCUCCACACCUUCAACACCACAUUCACUGAACCUCUUUAUCCUGGAUUUAGACUUUUAUUUUCUGGUUCCUCAAUAAGUCUGUGUACUUCAGCCUAAGGAGUGUCCUCCUAUUAGAUUAACACUCUGUAUAUUUCUGUCUCUAUCACUCAGAAACGUAUUCAGAUUCAUCAGUUCAAUCAGUUGAAGUUCAUUAUAACGAUUCUUCCAGAUUUUUGUGCAUAUUUAUUGUUAAAGCUUCAUAGUGGAUAUCAAUAUGUUGUGUUUCACCAAAGCUCAGUUUUGAUCCCGUUCAUCUGCAUCUCAAACAAGUAUGAGCUCAUUAAAUGAAUCCAAAUGUUUUAUUUCUGUUUAUUUCAGUGGUUUGUUUUUGUUGGUUUGUUUGGGGUUUUUUUUAUUUUUGGUCAAAAAAAGGUUUUAUAAAAAAAUUCUCAAGUGUUUAAUGUACUUUUUCCCUCCAUAUGGUGUUUCAGUCAUUUUUGGCAGCUCUAAUGGAAGACAGGAAGUUAGCUCCUAGCAAGAGGGGAUUUACACAAGAAAUGUGAUUUAAAUAAUAUUUCAUAUGUCUGUAAUGUUUUAUAUGUAUGACAACAGGACUGUAAGUAAA